Haliotis rubra (blacklip abalone) is the source of this 2216-nucleotide messenger RNA. RefSeq lists its product as uncharacterized. The record is from RefSeq and is a predicted model, not a curated record. The coding region runs from base 51 to 2153 and encodes 700 amino acids. The transcript has 13 exons. Lineage: Eukaryota; Metazoa; Mollusca; Gastropoda; Lepetellida; Haliotidae.
UCAUAGCCGGUAGUACUAGAUACUUCUGUUUGAGGUAUUGGGAAGAUCAGAUGAAGAUGGGUGUUCUCGUCCUCUGCAUAGGACUCCUAGCUGGGACUGGGAUCGUCUCAGCUGACCACCUGACCAUCGUCCGAGCCGCGAUGACCUUUGAUGACGCGGAGAACAGGUGCAAGACUCUGGGCGGUCAUCUGGCGUCAAUACACAGCGAUGUCGAGAAUGAUCUAGCUCACAGGUUGUGCGACAUGACUCAUGGUGACUGCUGGCUGGGGUACCGACGUCUGGACGCCUCCAGCAACGUCUUCGCCUGGACAGAUGGGUCAAAACAGCCAUACACAAAUUUCCACUCAGGAGAACCUGACAACUGGAACCACGUGGAGGGGUGUGUCCAGCUCCUGUUGAAGUUCGGCCUCGGAAAAUGGAGUGACCAGGACUGCAACGCCAACUACGACCACGCCUACCCUAUAUGCAGGGUCAAGGAUAGUAGCGCGACCUUGACCGCCCCUGACCUUACCACACCCAGUACGGGGUCAACAAACCCGGGAGGUUUUAACAUCCAACUCGUCAACGUCAAAAUGACCUUCAAACAAGCGGAGGAUGUGUGUGUUGGCUAUGGCGGCCAUCUUGUCUCCAUUCACAGCAAGACAGAGAAUGAUCAAGUGAACCAACUUUGUCGGAAAGCUGGCGGGUCCUGCUGGAUUGGUCUGUCUCUGGAUAAUUCCUGGUCCUGGACUGACGGAUCUGUCGUAAAAUACUGGUACUUCCACACUGGUGAGCCUGACAACUGGAAUGGCGUGGAGAAAUGUGCUCAGAUGAUGGCCAAGUUCUCCCAGGGUGUGUGGAGUGACCAGGAUUGUGACGCCGCCUACGACAACGCGUUCCCCGUAUGUAAGUUUCCCGUGGGUAGCCACCCUGUCAUCACCACCCCCACGCCCACUACCGCUGCCCCAAACAACAACAACAAUGGCGGCCACCCGUCUCAGGCACCACAAAGUUCUCAGAAGUGCCCGGAUGGAGUCAACGAUCCUAUUGACUAUGGAGAUUUAAGCAAACCUGGUUCAGGUCGGAAGCUUCAGAUCAAAGGGAAGCACUUCUACAUCAACGACCAGAAGGUGUUUCUGUCUGGAGCAAAUCAGGCCUGGGUUGCCUAUGGUUACGAUUUCGGGAAUAACCAGUACGAAUACAGGAAGACUCAGUUUGAAUGUUUCCUCAGGAAAGUGCAGCAAGCUGGUGGAAACUCCAUGCGAACAUGGAUCCACGUAACUGGACAGACUACUCCGGAAUUUGACUCUUCCGGUCACGUGGUCAGCCUCGAUAAGGAAGGAACAUUCAUCAGUGACAUCAAGAAGUAUCUCAGAACGGCAGCCAAGUACAACAUUGUCAUUUUCCUUACUCUGUGGAAUGGCGCCCUGCAUGGCAGCAAAAUGGACGGCUUGGUGAAGGACGAAUCCAUUUUACAGUCCUACAUCGACAAUGGACUCAUCCCAUUGGCCAAGGCGAUCAAGGAUGAACCUGGUUUGGGCGGAUAUGACAUCAUCAAUGAAAUAGAAGGUCUUCUCAUACCGGGCGAGACUAACUCGGAACCAUGCUUCGACACAAACAGCCUGCAAGGUUCCGGAGCUGAUUGGGCCGGGAAAGUAUUCUCAAUGCAGGACUUUUUAAGGUUUAUUUCCCGACAAGCCGACGCUAUAAGAAACGUGGACCCGAGCACGCCUAUAACAGCCGGGUCGUGGAACGUGCGGUCUAACACAGAUCAGUUUACUUUCUUCAACUACUACAAGGAUGAGUGUAUGAAGAAGGCUGGAGGAAAACCCCAGGGACAUCUGACAUUUUAUUCCACUCACACCUAUGACGGGGAGAAGACGCAGAUAUUCGACUCCUGGGCACCAUUCCUGCACAACGCUUCGGAGUAUAAACUGGACAAACCUCUCGUCAUCGCCGAGUUCAACCAGGUUCGAGGAGCCGGAAUGACGUCACAGGAUCAGUUCAAGUGGUCUUAUUUCCAUGGUUACGACGGUGCCUGGAGUUGGUACGCCAUGGCCCAGUCCGCUCCAACUGAUACCCUAGCAACACAGAUGCUCGGGAUGGAAUCUAUCAAGUCAGAGACGGAUGACAAUGCAGGGGGGAUUGGUCGCCUUCACGUUAACCUAACAUGAAUCCAGAUAUACAGGAUCCUUUGUAUAAUAUCACGCUUGAGAUUAAAGUUGCUUUCAUAGACA